Messenger RNA from Helicoverpa armigera (cotton bollworm), 3017 nucleotides. RefSeq names its product putative Dol-P-Glc:Glc(2)Man(9)GlcNAc(2)-PP-Dol alpha-1,2-glucosyltransferase (gene Alg10). Lineage: Eukaryota; Metazoa; Arthropoda; Insecta; Lepidoptera; Noctuidae. Gene Ontology annotation, cellular component: endoplasmic reticulum. Bases 179 to 1618 code for a protein of 479 amino acids. The transcript has 2 exons. The record is from RefSeq and is a predicted model, not a curated record. Gene Ontology annotation, molecular function: dolichyl pyrophosphate Glc2Man9GlcNAc2 alpha-1,2-glucosyltransferase activity. Gene Ontology annotation, biological process: protein N-linked glycosylation; dolichol-linked oligosaccharide biosynthetic process.
AGCAGUCAGUCAACGUAGUUUGUGAUUCACAUUUUGAUAAAAUUACAAUUUAAUACACAGCUGGAAAUAAUCCGUGGGCGAAGGAAUAUCCAUUUAUGCCGUUAACAUAUGAGAUAGAAAGGAUAAACCACGUAAGCAAGUAAUAACAUCGGAAUUUGGUCCGCCGGACCCAGCUACAAUGGACUCAUCAUCAAGAUAUUUUGCUCUACUAUUUCUCCAAUUAAUAGCAUACUUUAUGGCCUCAAAAGUAAUAUUUGACAAAGUAAAUAAUACCAUACCGAUAGUUAUCGACGAAUACUUCCAUAUACCGCAAGGCUUAACUUACUGUAAUGGAAACUUUUCACAUUGGGACCCCAAAAUAACAACGUUACCAGGACUGUAUCUAGUUUCAUCCGUUAUCGGCCUGUACUUCGAAUGUAACGCAUACAACCUGCGUUUCGUCAACCUCAUUGCUUCAUGUGUGAAUCUUGUUCUAUUUUCAAGUAUUUUAAGAUACGUAUACGUUGGUGACCGAAACCAUAUGAAGAUUAUUAUCCAAGCUGUCAAUCUAACUAUAUUACCUCCAUUGUAUUUCUUUUCACACAUAUAUUACACUGACGUGAUGGCUUUAACGUUUCUACUUAUGUUCACUAGACUUUGCCUAGUUAAUCGUAACUUCCUCUUUAUACUGUUAACUGGUAUUUUUUCCACAAUAAUGCGACAAACAAAUAUUGUAUGGAUAGCUAUGGUUGCCGCACACAAAAUACUAGACAUUUUCAUAAGAAGUUCUAGGGUUUUCGGUAAUUAUUUCAUCAAUGAUGUUAAAUUGAGCAAACGGUCAGCGAUCGCUAGAGAUGUAGAUAAGUCUAAAUUAAAAAGGUACUAUGGUGUCUUCGAUUUGUAUUGUGCGGUAAAGUACCAUCUUUCUACCUGUUUAAAAUCAUUUUUCAUGUUUAUUACGUUCCACGAUUUUACGAUUCUCUUUACUCAUAUGUUUAUUUUAGGCGGUUUCUUAGGUUUUGUGUAUUUAAACGGUUCCAUAGUUGUUGGAGAUAAAUCGGCUCAUGAAGCGACCAUACACUCUCCUCAAUUGCUGUACUUUCUAAUUUUCUACGGAGUUUUCGGUCUUCCUUAUGUACUAAAUAAGUUAUUCUCAACGCUCAAACUAAUGUUUAGAAACAAAAUCCUAGUUAUUCUAUGCGGUAUUGUAAUGUCUUUAAUGGUGUACUACAAUACGUUAGUUCAUCCAUACUUGCUAGCUGAUAACAGACAUUUUACAUUCUACAUUUGGAACCGUUGGUACGGUAAAUACGAACAUGCAAUCUUUGCUACGGUACCCGUAUAUAUUUUCCUACUUUUCAGUAUAUAUGAUAACUUGAAAGAUCAGAAUUGUAUUUCAUUUCUUUUACCGUACUGUGUGAGCCUUUUCUUAGCUCUAGCGUUGCAAAGACUUAUCGAGGUACGGUACUUUUUGAUUCCGUAUAUAGUGUUGCGUUUGAGAUUUGGUCGACCAAGCUACUUACUCGUACUCUCUGAGUUUGUAUGGUACGUAUUAAUCAAUGCUGCUUCGUUUUACAUAUUUUUCAAUAAAGAAGUUACUUGGCAAGAUUUUGAUUAUACGCAAAGAAUAAUUUGGUGAAUUAAAACAUAAGAUAAUAGAAUGUUGUAUAUUUGAAUUUUCUAGUCUUUAAAGGCUGGUUAAGGACUUAGGAUUUUAAGAUUUGUCAAACAAGUCUUUUUAAAUCCUUAAAUAGGUUAUAAGCUAGUAAUUAAUUAAUGUUGAACAUUUUAAAAAGGCUCUUUACUUCCAAAAAAAUAAUACUUUUGAUGAGAUACCACAAAAAUUGACAACAAUCAAUAUAUAUGUACGCUAUGUAGAGUCCAUAGCUAGCAUGUGUUCGCGCCCAAAGGUUGCAGUUUCGCGGACAUUUUAGAAAUGUUCGCACGCAAUGUGUUACUGUUUGCUACAGCGAGUACACUAGAAGAUACAUUUGUGUGUUUCACAGUGCACACUGGUGGAAUCUCCCUUUUAAAUAUCCCUAGAAAAUGUUCAUAAGAUAUUAUUUUGUAUUUGAGACAAAAAUUAAUGUAAACCAAUGAUUAGGAAGAGCUAGUCAGCCCCAUUUUUUUUUUUUUUUUGUAAAGUCAUUUUAAAUGUAAAUAUUAAUGACAUGUGUUUCGGCUGUGUAGGUGUAAGAUUUCCGAAAUUAAUCUUAAGUAUUCUUUUUUGAAAUAAAUAAUAAUUAUUAAUGUAUCAUCACAAAUGGCUCAAAGAUAAUAUUUUUUCAGUAUAACUAAUUAUAUCUGUUUUUAGUACAAUGGCCUAUAUCACAGUACCUAUCUAGAAGAUUUCUACGAGAGUUAUUCAAAAUAGUUUUUUCGCGCCCCGAAGAAAGUACGGCGCAAGCUAAGCGUGUAAUAAUAAUAUUUCAUUUAAAAACUAGAUUUAGAAUUCACCUAACAUUGCCAAUGUACAACUAUGCUGGUCAUAUUAAGUUAAUGUAAAAAUACUGACGAAAUGCAAAAUUAUUUGACCAGAAUUCUGAAAUGAACUGAAUAUAGGAGAGUAAAGCAAAAUUUUUUCGACCCUAAUUUGACAAUCCAUCUUUUUCAUCAUCCUCUGAGCCUUUUCCCAACUAUGUUGGGGUCAGCUUCCAGUCUUACCGGAUUCAGCUGAGUAUCGGUGCUUUACAAGAAGCGACUGCCUAUCUGACCUCCUCAACCCAGUUGCCCGGGCAACCCAAUACCCCUUGGUUAGACUGGUGUCAGACUUUACUGGCUUCUGACUACCCGUAAUGACUGACAAUCUAUAUUUUUUUUUAAAUCAUUAAAUGACUUCCUAAAUUGGGCGGGAAAAAAAUGCCUUUAAAUUCACCGUAACUUAAUAUUUUUGUCAUUGUAAAAAAGGUACAAUUAAAUAAUUUUGACUAAGAGCUUAAACUUAUAAGCAUUCUUUUUUUUAUUAUGACUUUGUAAUACGUUUUUGUUCUAUUUUGUAUCGAUGUAAAUAAAUUAUUUUUGUAAUAAAUCGAAUUGAA